AUGGAGGAAAAACUAGAGAAGGAGCAGGUGGCAGGUUGGGAUGAUGACAGUCACUACCUGUCCUCCAGAAGCUCUCGGGCUGGUGUGAGAGACACCCUGACAGAAGGGAGGGCAAAGGGCCACGUCCUCCGCCUGCCCCACCCUGCUGACAAGAGUCCCAGUCACCCGGCCACCCUCUCAGUCUGGGGCCCUCGAGGGAGCCCAGAAUCCCAAGUGGCUGGAGCACUGGGGGAUACCCAGACAGAGCCCUCGCUGGACCAGGUCCUCCGGGAGCGGGAUGAAGCCAUUGCCAAGAAGCGGGCAGUGGAGGCUGAGCUGGACAUAUUCAAAGCCAAGUUGCGAGCUGUGGAGGCCCAGCUGCUGGAAGUUCUGGAGGAGAAGCUGAGACUGAGGCAGGAGGUGGAGGCCUGGGAGGACGACAUGCAGCGGCUGGUGAGGCAGCAGGUCGAGAGUCAGCUGCAGAGAGAGUCCAGGGGCGCCCUGGGAGCCCCCAUGGACCCUGGCACUGCCAGGACCCCCUGGGUCAGAUUCUCCCUGAGUUGGUGGGGACGUUGGCGGUGAGAGAGCUCAGCCCAAGACCUUGGGAGGAGUAACUUUAUUCAUUAAAGUUUAAGGUCUGACGCACCCCCCACGCAUCCUCGUGCC
Messenger RNA from Mesoplodon densirostris (Blainville's beaked whale), 645 nucleotides. RefSeq names its product BICD family-like cargo adapter 1. Lineage: Eukaryota; Metazoa; Chordata; Mammalia; Artiodactyla; Ziphiidae. The record is from RefSeq and is a predicted model, not a curated record. The coding region runs from base 1 to 561 and encodes 186 amino acids. The transcript has 6 exons. Gene Ontology annotation, biological process: vesicle transport along microtubule; Golgi to secretory granule transport.